CUGGUAACAAGUGGCUGCGUGCGCGCUGGUGAGAGUGGAGAUGCCAGUGCGCACUGUGUGUGGUGUGAUGAGGAUGCUGAAACCUACCAGGAUUUUCCAUGGACAUACAACUACGUGUGAUGUUGCCGCAUUCAGCGCAUUCUCGUCGAUAAGAAUGAAACGCAAAUGAUGAGCGCCAUGGUGGAGUCGGAACCUGUUGUUUGGAACUUUACGCUCAAAUCAGACAACAGCACGUGCGCUAACGAGACAGUAGCAGGAUAUCCAGCAGAUGAGUAUUAUAAUAUUGUUCACGUCACAGAAACCAAAAUUCUUCCUGCAUUUAUUGGAUUUUUGUGCUCCACCGGGCUUGUUGGAAAUAUUCUUGUUUUGGUGACUAUUUUAAGGUCCGCAAAAAAGACAGUGCCAGAUGUGUACAUGGGGAACCUGGCUGUGGCCGACCUGGUCCACGUGACUGUCAUGCCAUUCCUGAUUCACCAGUGGGCACGUGGAGGACAGUGGGUGUUCGGCAGUACCCUUUGCACCAUUAUCACCUCUCUUGAUAACUGCAACCAGGUGGCAUGCGCUGCAGUCAUGACCGCUAUGAGUUUGGACAGAUACCUGGCCCUUGUUCAUCCAUUUCGUCUGUUGAGUCUCAGAACCAGAUCAAGGACUAUCCGUAUUAACCUGUUUGUGUGGGCGGCCUCCUUCAUCAUGGUUCUGCCGGCCUGGGUUCAUGCUAAAGUGAUCCGCUUCAGGGACGGUCUUGAGAGCUGUACCCUUAACCUGGUCUCUCCCAAAGAAUUGCUCUGGUAUACACUCUACCAGACUGUGACCUCCUUCUUCCUGCCAUUACCUCUGAUUCUCAUCUGCUAUAUACUGAUCCUUUGCUACUCCUGGAGAAUGUAUCGCAAGAACAAAAAGGCUCACAGGUAUAACACCAGCCUGCCUCGGGAACGUGUGGUCCGUCUCACUAAAAUGGUGCUGGUUCUGGUAGCGGUUUUCCUGGUCAGUGUUGGGCCAUACCACGUGUUGCAGCUAGUUAACUUAAGUGUACCACGCCCCUCAUUAGCAUACCACACCUGCUACUACCUGUCUGUGUGCUUAAGCUACGCCGCCAGCAGCAUAAACCCCUUUAUCUACAUUCUGCUGAGUGGACACUUCCGCCACAGGCUGGUCUGUCGGGAUGCACCCAGCAUGCCAAGUGUGGAACGGGAAAUCCAGGCCCCCCGCUCCAGUUUUUAAACUGAAUUCACACUGAAACACACAUUUACGCUGUAAAUGGAUGAAUCAAUCUUAGGCAAAGUACACUUGUUUUGGAGAAAGAUUCUUGUUUCUUGUUUUCAAUUCUUGUUGUUGGGAGUGAUUUUAUACAGGAGGCAUGAGAUGUUUUACAUCUGCUUGAAUGCAUGUCUUGCACUUUUUGGAGUAGGCCUGUGUUGUAAAUGUUGUGCUGUUAUUUAUUGUUUAAUGUGUUUUUUGGCUCCCUCUACUGCUAAGUUUAUGUAAUUCACUCUACAUGCUAUCUAUCUAUCUAUCUAUCUAUCUAUCUAUCUAUCUAUCUAUCUAUCUAUCUAUCUAUCUAUCUAUGUAAUUAUCUCUGUAAUUAUGCCUAUAAACCUUCAAACAUUUCUCUAAGAUUUUAAACAAGGCUUUAUUUUGCCAACAUUCAAAGUUAGUUUUUUUUUUUUUCAAACUUCACUUUUCUACCUAAAAUUACAUUAAAAUGUAUUAAGUCUUAAAAUUUCAAUCCUUUUUUAAAAAUUCUAUUUCCCUUAAUUUCACUUGAAUUGGAAUUAUGCCAUUCCAAUUGAGAAACUGAAACUAUAUUCUCAGUUGAAAAUGCAUGUUCGUUUCAAUUCUGAAUGACAAACAACCCUGCCUCCAAUUGAAAUUGAAUUAAUGUAUUUGAGGACAUUUGUCAGUUUCAGACCGCAUUAAUUUGUGGUCUGCAGUAUUCAUCAUCUGAGAAAAUAAAAUAUGAUAAUAAUU
Carassius auratus (goldfish) is the source of this 1968-nucleotide messenger RNA. RefSeq names its product melanin-concentrating hormone receptor 2-like. Gene Ontology annotation, biological process: neuropeptide signaling pathway. Lineage: Eukaryota; Metazoa; Chordata; Actinopteri; Cypriniformes; Cyprinidae. The coding region runs from base 166 to 1221 and encodes 351 amino acids. Gene Ontology annotation, molecular function: neuropeptide binding; G protein-coupled receptor activity. The record is from RefSeq and is a predicted model, not a curated record. The transcript is spliced from 5 exons. Gene Ontology annotation, cellular component: neuron projection; plasma membrane.